ACAAAAAUCCUAAAGAGAGACUCAUUGACUGUGAUCCACAAAAAUCUGCAUAAGUAGAUCGAGAAGAAAAUAAUUCGAUUUUUUUAAGCAGAAGAUUGCCAAUUCACUUCCCACGAAUACAAACAGGUAAACAGGUGGCAUGACUUACUUUCGUGGGAAUCUAGAAGUAAAUGCUCUGUACAUUGUGCUGGCUAUGGGGUCUUGGUGUUCGUGUGUUUGUAUAUAUUAAUUACACAAUCAAAGUGCACGGCAAAGUGCAGUACGCAACACUGAGAGCAUUUAAUUCUCAUUUAUUGAUCCCUCAUAAUCAAAAUAGUUUAAUGAAAAUGGAAGAACAGCAGUUCUUGACAGGUUUUGCAGUCUUACCAUGUCUGCAGCAGCUGUUGGCAGUAGUAUCAAUGAAUGAAGGUGGGUUUUACCAACGCCAAUUCGUAAGGGCAAUAACACUUUCUUCUAAACCACCAGACCGGAUUAUGAAGUGGAAGAAAAAAUAGACAGAAUGAAGUGGAUCUGUUUGUUGUCAUUUCUGUUGAUAUUCUUCAUGUGGGCACUUGCUGAAUCCAAUCCUCAUGCUAGGCCUAAUCUCCAUGUUGAUCAAGAGCUUGUUUGCGGCAUGAAUUUGGCUUGCGGCUCUGGUACUAUGAAGGAAUUUGACACCAGGAACAAGGCACAUAUGGAAAAAAGGAGCAUCCUUGAGAAUGAGGGUGGCUAUGGUGAAGAUGCUUCUGUCUCUACAUUGUUUUCUGAAGAGUCUAUUCACCGUGAUUAUGCAGUUUCAGAUCCCCCACCUGUUACAAGAAAACCAAGCAAGGAACCUGUGCACUAUAGGAUUUUCAGGACUCCUCCAAUUUCCAGCCCUAUACCAUAGUAUUUCUUGCAUAAUUAACAGAGAGUAUGCCAUUUAACCUCUGUAAAUGAUUUUUCUUGCUAGUACUCGAAGUGCAUGAAAUUACAUCAGGAGAUUGCAGGUUUCGUUAGUAUACAAAAAAUUUGAAAGUUC
Cryptomeria japonica (Japanese cedar) is the source of this 1000-nucleotide messenger RNA. RefSeq lists its product as uncharacterized. NCBI's taxonomy places the organism in Eukaryota, Viridiplantae, Streptophyta, Pinopsida, Cupressales, Cupressaceae. The transcript is spliced from 3 exons. The record is from RefSeq and is a predicted model, not a curated record. The coding region runs from base 500 to 868 and encodes 122 amino acids.